Messenger RNA from Emericellopsis cladophorae, 1359 nucleotides. RefSeq names its product Cysteine synthase 2. NCBI's taxonomy places the organism in Eukaryota, Fungi, Ascomycota, Sordariomycetes, Hypocreales, Bionectriaceae. The record is from RefSeq and is a predicted model, not a curated record. Gene Ontology annotation, cellular component: cytoplasm. Gene Ontology annotation, molecular function: cysteine synthase activity. The transcript has a single exon. The coding region runs from base 1 to 1359 and encodes 452 amino acids.
AUGGCUUUGACCGAUCACCCAAAAGCCUACGGCACUGCUGCCGUAGCAUUUGCCUUCACAGCAGGCAUCCUCGUCACGCUUGGCUUCAAAGACUUCUACCCUGACCUCGAGCGUCGGUACCAGCGCAAGAUCCGGUCUGCCAAGGGCCCUCUGGCCUCAUCCGGGGCGCCAAGUACAGGCAGUGCCUCUGUUGCGCGUAGAGACAGCAUCUUUUGGGGACCACCUGUACAACUCGAGGACCACGAGGCGAAUCCCGACAUUCACCACGAUGAGAUCGCAUCCGAGGGUAUCGAGGCCUGUAUAGGCAACACGCCGUUGAUCAAGAUCAACUCGCUAUCGGAGGCAACGGGGCGCACAAUCUUAGCCAAGGCCGAGUUUCUCAAUGGCGCAGGCAACAGUCCGAAAGAUCGUGUGGCAUUGAACAUGAUUCGCGAGGCCGAAGCCCAGCGUCUGCUCACACCUCAUCGAGGCGAUACUAUAUACGAAGGGACUGUUGGUAGCACUGGUAUAUCACUGACGACAUUGGCACGAGCCAAGGGAUACAGGGCGCACAUUUGCAUGCCAGACGACCAGAGUUUUGAAAAGUCAGAUCUGCUGCACCAUCUGGGCGCUACUGUCGAACGCGUACCAGUUGCCCCGAUCACCAGCCCAGACCAUUUUGUUAACCUCGCAAAGAGGAGGGCGGCCGAGCAUGAGCGCAGGCACAACGACGGCAGCAAGGGCUUCUUUGCCAAUCAGUUUGAGUCCACGGCCAAUUGGCAGGCCCAUUUCCGCUCGACCGGUCCAGAGAUCUACCAUCAAACAGACGGCGAAGUCGACGCCUUCGUCGCCGGUGCCGGAACUGGAGGCACAAUAGCCGGCGUUGCGCGUUACCUGAAGGAGGAAGCCAACUUGCAGAACGUGAAAAUCGUUCUCGCCGACCCGCAGGGCAGCGGCCUGUUCAAUAAGAUCAAGUACGGCGUGAUGUACUCUGCCACGGAGCGUGAGGGGACCCGAAGGAGGCAGCAGGUCGACUCCAUUGUGGAAGGAAUUGGCAUCAACCGUGUGACGGACAACUUCGAGGCUGGAAGAGACCUUGUCGAUGACGCCGUCAAAGUCACAGAUGAGCAGGCGUGCAAGAUGGCCCGCUGGCUCGUCGAGAAGGACGGCAUCUUUGUCGGCAGCAGCAGCUCGGUGAACUGCGUGGCAGCAGUCGUGGCCGCCAUGAAGCUGCCGGCAGAUAGUCAGGUGGUGACGAUACUAUGUGACUCUGGUACAAGGCACCUCAGCAAAUUCUGGAAACAGAUCAAGGAGCUAGGACUUGAAGAGGAGGAGGCCACCGACGUCUUUGAAGCGCUCGGCAUAUCGAAGAAUGUUUGA